AAGGUUUUUUUCACCACCUGUUGUGAUUUGAAUACGCUGAAGAAAUUAAAAUCUGCAGAGAGGUUAUUUUUGCUGAUUAAAAAGCAGGUUGCACUUACUGUUUCUUCUGUAAGUAAAGGAAAAAUAUUUAAUGAAAUGCAAAGACUUAUAAAUGAUGAUCCAGGAAGUUGGUUGAAUGCCAUGUCAAUUUGGAAAAAUCUUCUUGAACCUGAUGCAAAAAAGGAAAAACUCUCUCAAAGAGAUGCUAACUCACUAAAAAGAAAAGUGGUAGAAAAUGAAAUCAUUGUUGCAAAGAAAUUAAGGAUAGAACAAAUGCAGAAGAUAGAAGAGCACUGGGAAUGCCAACUGGAAAAACAAAUAGACCAAGAAGCAUUGGAGCAAAGGGAUUUUAUCACUAAGAGAGAAAAAUUUCAAGAAGAAUUUCAGAAUGAUGUAAAGAAAACAACUAAUACUCUUAACCAGAACGACCUGACUUUCAGAGUUUCUUGUCGCUGCAGUGGAGCUAUUAGAAAGGCCUUUACUUCACAGGAAGCAGGAAGAGUAAUUGGAAUUGCUCUUAUGAAACAGUUUGGUUGGAAAGCAGAUUUGAGGAAUCCAAAUUUAGAGAUCUUUAUACACCUAAAUGACGUUUACUCUGUGAUGGGGAUUCCUAUGUUCAGGUACCCUCUGGUUCUGACUGACACCUGGCUGUCCACUGAGGACUCUGUGUCCUCUGUAGACACGUCAAAUGAUGGAGGCUUUUUCUCCCACAUCCCCAGUACCGCUGGGCCUGCAGGUGGGGAUGGUGCAUUUGUUUUGGAUCCAAUGUGUGGACUUGGAACAAUACUUUUGGAAGCUGCUAAAGAAUGGCCAGUAAGUUCUAAAGUUUGUUAAACCAGGCAAUAUAUUUCUUUUAAUUAGUAUAUAUAUGGUCACUUGCCAGUUAUUUACAAGUAGAUUGUUUGGGGAUUAUUAUUUUUAAUUAUUUGGGUUACUAUUUACUGUAGUUAAGAUAGA
This is a messenger RNA of Galeopterus variegatus (Sunda flying lemur), 996 nucleotides long. RefSeq names its product THUMP domain-containing protein 2-like. Gene Ontology annotation, molecular function: RNA binding; tRNA (guanine) methyltransferase activity. The record is from RefSeq and is a predicted model, not a curated record. Bases 136 to 873 code for a protein of 245 amino acids. NCBI's taxonomy places the organism in Eukaryota, Metazoa, Chordata, Mammalia, Dermoptera, Cynocephalidae. Gene Ontology annotation, biological process: tRNA methylation. The transcript has 6 exons.